AUGUCCUCCCUAACGGCUAAGGAAGCAUUUGCUAAGCUUCCCCAAAAAUUACACAAUUUUUUCAUCAAGUACCCACCAAGACCGUUUGCUCAAUACAAAGAUGGCCCUUCCCUCACAACUGAUCCAGACAUGAACCCUUUCUACCACACUAAGAACCCUGAUACUGGAAAAUGGCGCGGUGCUCCCAUUUCACGUCGAAGAUCCGCUGACUUGUUCAAGAUGGCCAAAAAGUUUGGUAUUGAAGAUCUCUUACCACCUGUGCCUAGAAAAUUCUACGAAGAGAAAUACGACAACAAGAAAUGGAUGCUUGGUAUGACCCAUCCUGCUAGUGCGGUAAGCAAACCUGAGAUUGAAGAGAAAUUGAGAAAACGUGCCGAAGCUAUCAAGAAUAUGGACAAGAUUAUUGUUGCUGCUAGACCAAGUUACAAGAAAUUGCUCAAGAAGCAAAAAGAAAGAGAGCCAAAAUGGUUCUAA
Lodderomyces elongisporus is the source of this 474-nucleotide messenger RNA. RefSeq names its product mitochondrial 54S ribosomal protein mL59 (gene MRPL25). The transcript has a single exon. NCBI's taxonomy places the organism in Eukaryota, Fungi, Ascomycota, Pichiomycetes, Serinales, Debaryomycetaceae. The record is from RefSeq and is a predicted model, not a curated record. Gene Ontology annotation, cellular component: mitochondrial large ribosomal subunit. Gene Ontology annotation, molecular function: structural constituent of ribosome. The coding region runs from base 1 to 474 and encodes 157 amino acids.